Messenger RNA from Anopheles marshallii, 459 nucleotides. It is a transcript of the gene RYBP, whose product is annotated as YY1-associated factor 2. The transcript has 2 exons. Bases 1 to 459 code for a protein of 152 amino acids. Gene Ontology annotation, molecular function: transcription coregulator activity; DNA binding. NCBI's taxonomy places the organism in Eukaryota, Metazoa, Arthropoda, Insecta, Diptera, Culicidae. The record is from RefSeq and is a predicted model, not a curated record. Gene Ontology annotation, cellular component: nucleus. Gene Ontology annotation, biological process: positive regulation of DNA-templated transcription.
AUGGAUAAGAGCAAAUCACCUGUACGCCGUGCUAAACGUCAAUCUAAAGUAGUGGAAGAAAAUUUCUGGGACUGCAGCGUCUGUACUUAUCGCAAUACUGCUGAAGCAUUCAAGUGCUUAAUGUGCGACGUGAGAAAAGGCACUUCCACGCGAAAGCCGCGACUAAAUUCUGCGCUAGCGGCACAACAGGCAGCAACGCAAGCAUUUCCUGGAGCGUCCGGUGGGUCACAGGCCGGAUCGAACGUGAAGUCUCCUGGCGGCACAAAAUCACUGCGUAGCAAAGGGAAACGUUCAAAACAUCCGGCAAGGUUAAAAAACAUUGAUCGUUCUAGCGGACAGACUCGUGAAGUGACCGUUAAUUCGGUUACGGUGGUAAUUACCGAAUACAAACCAAAGCCCUCCGUGAGCCGGCAUGAUUCGAGUGAAAGUUUUAGUGAGAGUAACGAUUCUAGAAGUUAA